This is a messenger RNA of Lacerta agilis (Sand lizard), 2586 nucleotides long. Its product is annotated as vomeronasal type-2 receptor 26-like. NCBI's taxonomy places the organism in Eukaryota, Metazoa, Chordata, Lepidosauria, Squamata, Lacertidae. Gene Ontology annotation, cellular component: membrane. Gene Ontology annotation, molecular function: G protein-coupled receptor activity. Gene Ontology annotation, biological process: G protein-coupled receptor signaling pathway. The record is from RefSeq and is a predicted model, not a curated record. The transcript has 6 exons. Bases 1 to 2586 code for a protein of 861 amino acids.
AUGUGUUUGGACAACUCUGCAUCUUCCAAGAGAGAUCUUGAAGCUACCAUGGUGAGGCUCCUGAUGCUGAUGCUGAUGCCUCACACAAUGCGCGAAGUCAGGGCAAUUAAGUGCCCUGCAGCUGAUCCAAUCCUUGUGCCCCAUGAAUGGGGCCAAGCAGGGGACCUCUUCAUUGGUGGAAUUGUUACUCAGAGCACCUACGUUUUUAAUAAACUUUCAUUCAAGGAACAUCCUUCUCGGGAGCUGUUUGACAUUCCACAGGUAACCACAAAGUUCUAUCAGAACAUCCUGGCCUUGGUUUUUGCCAUAAAAGAGAUCAAUGACAAUCCAAAGAUCUUGCCCAAUGUCACCCUUGGUUUCCACAUCUAUGACAGCUACUCAGAUGCGAGAAUGACCUAUCGAACCACUUUGGACCUUCUCUUCAAAUGGCAAAGAUUUGUCCCCAACUACAAAUGUGACACUCAGAAAAACCUCAUGGCUGUGAUUGGGGGACUUACUUCUGAAAUCUCUGUCCAAAUGGCAGAUGUCUUAAGUCUCUACAGGAUUCCACAGCUCACCUAUGGCUCAUUUGCUUCAGAGGAGAGUAAAUCAAUGCAGAAGUCUUUUUAUACCAUGGUCCCAAAUGAAGACCUUCAAUAUGUAGGGAUUAUCCGGUUACUUCAGUAUUUCAGAUGGAACUGGGUGGGGCUCUUUGUUGCCAAAUAUGACAGCGGGGAACAUUUUUUGAAGAUCCUGGAGCCAUUGUUUUCCCUGAAUAGAAUCUGUUCAGCCUUCACAAAAAGAAUCCCACUUCAAGCUCGUCUAGAAUAUAUGGAAAAAAUAUCUGGUGAAAUUGAAGGUAUUUAUGAAGGUCUCAGAGAUGAAAAGGCCCGUACGCUUAUCAUCUAUAGAACAGAUGGGGCAAUUGCAUGGCUGAGAAUGGCUAUCUUUAUAAUAGAUAAUAGAAAUAAGCAAAACGCAUCAUUUGGAAAGGUCUGGAUCAUGACAGCCCAGAUAGAUUUUGUAUCAUUCGGAUUUCAGAGAAACUUGGAUUUUCAGUUGUUCCAAGGUGCCCUUUCCUUUACAAUUCAUUCAGAAGAGUUUCCAGAGUUCAACCAAUACCUCCAGAACAUCCAAACACAGAGGACCAAAGCAGAUGGCUUUUGGAAGGACUUCUGGGAGCAGGCAUUUGACUGUCUCUAUCCUGAUCCAGGUAUGCCUGUGACGGACGAUGACACAUGUACUGGAGAGGAGAGGCUGGAAAGUCUCCCUGCAGGUGUUUUUGAAAUGCACAUGACUGGGCACAGCUACAGUAUGUAUAAUGCUGCUUAUGCUGUAGCUCACGCAUUGCAUGCUAUUUCCUCAUCCACCUCCCUGUGCAGAGCAGUGACCGUUGGUGACAGUGUUGGAUGUCCAUCUCUGCAGCCUUGGCAGAUCAACUCAUUUCUUCAAGGUGUUUCAUUUAACAACUCAGAGGGAGAAACGGUAUCAUUUAAUGAUAACAGGGAAAUGAGAGGAGGAUUUGAUAUCAUGAAUCUGGUCACAUUCCCAAACACAUCUUUCCAGAGAUUGAAAGUUGGACAGGUGGAUCUCAGUGAUAGAGGCCAUAUAGAGUUAAUCAUCAAUGAGGACAAAAUUCUACGGCACCAAAGUUUUAACCAGCACUGUCCAGAACGCAACGGAGAUCAGUUCUGGUACCUCUCAGAUAUGGAUACAUGUUCCAAUUGCCCAGAAGAUCAGUAUCCAAACAAGAAGAGAAAUGGAUGCAUCCCCAAAGUUAUACACUUUAUGUCCUAUAAAGAACCUUUGGGGAUCACUUUAGCCUCACUUAGUGUCUUAUGUUCUCUGAUUACUGCUUUGGUGUUGGCUAUUUUUAUCCAGCACAAAGAUACCCCCAUAGUCAUAGCCAACAACCGAGAUCUCACCUACACUCUCCUGGUCUCCCUCUUGCUCUGCUUCCUCUCCUCUUUGCUUUUCCUCGGCAAACCUGGGGAAGUGACCUGCCUUCUCCAACAAACUGCUUUUGGCAUCAUCUUCUCCGUUGCUGUUUCUUGUGUGUUGGCAAAGACCACCAUUGUUUCUCUAGCAUUCAUAGCCACAAAGCCAGGAUCCAAGAUGAAGAAAUGGGUGGGAAAGAGACUGGCUCAUUCCAUUGUCCUUUCAGCUUCCCUCAUUCAAGUUGGUAUCUGUACUCUGUGGCUGACAACAUCUCCCCCCUUCCCUGAUCUAGACCUGAAUUCAGUAGCUGAAGAAAUCAUUGUGCUAUGUAAUGUUGGGUCUGUCACCCUGUUCUAUUGUGUCUUGGGCUACAUGGGCUUCUUGGCCAUUGCUAGUUUCAUUGUGGCCUUCCUGGCCCGCAAGUUACCUGACAGUUUUAAUGAAGCCCAGUUCAUCACCUUCAGUAUGUUAGCAUUUUGCAGUGUUUGGAUCUCUUUUGUUCCCACCUACCUGAGCACAAGAGGGAAACACAUGGUUGCUGUGGAGAUUUUCUCUAUCUUGGCCUCCAGUGCAGGGUUACUGGGUUGCAUCUUUCCCCCGAAAUGCUACAUCAUUGUGCUCAGGCCUGAACUGAACAGCAGGGAUCAACUAAUACGAAGAAAGAAUUAA